UCUCUAUGAUUAUAAAUGGCACCAAUCCUUUUUGGACCACAAAGCCAAACUACUCUCCAUUCCAUUCCAUUUUUCACCAAUAAACACACUCUUUUCACAGUCUCAUCAUCACUCACUCACUCUCUCACUUUCCCACAAAUGGCAUCAACAGAAGAAACCCCAAUCCGAUUCGGCAUUUUGGGUUGUGCCGAAAUAGCCCGGAAACUCUCACGUGCCAUAACACUCGCUCCAAACGCCGACCUCUACGCCGUCGCCAGCCGUACGAUCGAAAAGGCCAAAGCUUUCGCCUCAUCCAACGGUUUCCCUUCUCACGCCAAGAUCUACGGUUCAUAUGAUUCCUUACUCGACGACCCUGAAAUCGACGUCGUCUAUAUUCCCCUUCCGACCAGUCUCCACCUCCAUUGGGCUGUUCUCGCAGCCAAGAAGAAAAAGCACAUUUUGCUUGAGAAGCCUGUGGCCCUUAAUGCCUCUGAGUUCGAUACCAUCGUUGAAGCUUGCGAAUCCAAUGGGGUUCAGCUCAUGGAUGGUACCAUGUGGAUGCACCAUCCCAGGACUGCUGCUAUGAGAGAAUUUUUAUCUGAUUCGAAUCGAUUUGGUCAACUCAAGACGGUACAUACAAUCUUUACAUUUGCAGCCGAUCCUGAUUUUCUAAAGAACGAUAUUCGUGUGAAGCCCGACCUAGAUGCUCUCGGUGCUCUUGGGGACGCAGGGUGGUAUUGCAUCCGGUCAAUCCUAUGGACUGCAAAUUAUGAGCUACCAAAGAAAGCAGUAGCUAUGCCUGGCGCCGUGUUUAAUGAUCAUGGCGUAAUCAUUGCUUGUGGCGCCUCUUUACAUUGGGAAGAUGGUAAAGUAGCAACCUUUCAAUGCUCUUUCUUAUCAAACAUGGCAAUGGACAUCACUGCUGUUGGGUCUAAAGGUACAUUACAUGUUAAUGAUUUUGUGAUCCCUUACCAAGAGCAUGAGGCCCAUUUUUCUGCAGCCACAGAAAGUUGGUUCAAUGAGUUAGUCACCGGUUGGGUUCCAAAGCCAAGCAAACACAUCAUUGCUGCCGAUUUACCUCAGGAGACAAGGAUGGUGUGUGAGUUUUCCAAUUUGGUAAGAGCUAUUAAAAAGGGGUCUAAGCCUGAGAAACACUGGCCAACAAUUAGUAGGAAAACACAGCUGGUAAUCGACGCAGUUAAGGCGUCGGUUGACAAAGGUUUUGAGCCUGUUGAGGUUGGAAAUUAGGCCAACAUUGUUGUUUAGGGGAGUUUGGUGUGUGCUUGUUUAUGUCAAAUAAAAGUAUGGUUAUGAAAAACAGAUUCUGUAUGCUGUGUGCUUAUUGAUGCUAUGCCUUAGUAAAUUUAAACUCUUGGCUUUUGCAGUGUCUACCAACCAAUCAUAUGAUAUUUAUAAAAAAGAAUAAUUAAUGUCA
Molecule: messenger RNA, 1414 nt
Organism: Cannabis sativa
Lineage: Eukaryota; Viridiplantae; Streptophyta; Magnoliopsida; Rosales; Cannabaceae
Exons: 2
Coding region: 16-1227 (403 amino acids)
Molecular function (GO): nucleotide binding
Source: RefSeq, a predicted model, not a curated record